This is a messenger RNA of Rangifer tarandus platyrhynchus (Svalbard reindeer), 408 nucleotides long. Lineage: Eukaryota; Metazoa; Chordata; Mammalia; Artiodactyla; Cervidae. The record is from the annotation of a GenBank genome assembly.
AUGCGGUCUCCAGCAGAGAAGGUAACACCAGAAGACAGCCUUGCCAUGCCCACAGCAUCAGUGGCCCUCAUCCAAUCAGCGCUGCCCACGGGGCAGCGCUGCCCACGAGAUGCUCAGGAGAGAUCUCUGUGUUCCACGGGCAUCCGGCAAGGUGCCGGGCCCCGCGGGAGCCAAUCCCUAUGCGCCAUCUCCGGAGGUCGAGUGCGCCCAGGGCGCGCCGGCCAGGCGGGAGGCCCCAUCGAUCGCGGGGUCCGCAGGUUCCCUUCGGCCAGCGCGCGCCUCCCGCCCCCCGGCGCACCUGUACCCACCUGCUCGGUGCUCAGGCCCGAGCCGGGCAGCAGCAGCAGCAGCGGGCGUAGCGAGCGCAGCCCCGCACCGCAUCCUCCGGCCGCCCCCUCCCCGCCCUGA